Messenger RNA from Phalacrocorax carbo (great cormorant), 2342 nucleotides. Lineage: Eukaryota; Metazoa; Chordata; Aves; Suliformes; Phalacrocoracidae. The record is from RefSeq and is a predicted model, not a curated record.
GGUGGGGUGGGGGGCUGCGGCUUGUUUUGGAAGCCCAGGGCUCCGAAGCGUCCCCCGAAAGUUGAGGGGAAUGCUGAGCCCCCCGCUGCGGCACCGUGCGAGGCAGCGCUCCGCGGAAGGACCAACUCUUCUGCCGAUUCCUCACACGCACCCCCCAUACACGCACCCCGCCAUCGCCACACCCCGGACUCGGGCAUUCGGGGCACGUCUCCAAAAUAAAAAAUUGGCUAGUAUUGCCAGUGUGUUUUUAAGCAGUAGAGUGCAUGGCUGGGGCUGACUGCGAGUCUACUUGGCAUGCUGAUAUCCCUUCGGUUCACUGCAGUCAAUAAACAAGAUCGUGUCAUUUCACCAAUUUAAAAAAAAAAGGAAGGUCUUGCAUAGACACAGACCUUUUCCUGAUCUCCCCCAUCCUCAGAGGGGGUAGAAGGUCCACCUCCAAUCCUGCCAGAAGAUUAAGAGCUGUCAGGUUGCUGUCUUGUGAGCCCUGUUUCUGUUUAACUUCCCAAAAUCCAGGUGACUUCCAUGGGACGGCUCGCUGACUUCAAGCAGCGCUUCAGGCAGGUCAGUGUCUCAGGGGAAGAUGCAGGCAAACUGAAAACUUCAGAAAAGUGAGCCAUGUGUCCUUCUGAAAGCUGAAAAGUAGGCCUCUGAUAGGGUCAUGAACCCAAGACAAAUCUUUGUGUCUGUACUGAUGUUUGGAGUAGCUGGUCUACUCCUCUUCAUGUAUCUGCAAGCUUGGAUUGAAGAACAACAUACAGAGUCUGGAGAAAAAAUGCGACAACAGAUAAUUAAUCAGGUUUUCCCACUCCCAACUCCGGGGAUGCCAAGGAGAGCAGCGUGGAGCAGGAGCGAUUCUCCUGGCCUCAAUAAGCACAAGAUGGCCGUCUUGGGUGGCAGGCACUGGCGAGGCAAGGCUGACCCUUUCGGUGUGGUGGCUGCUUCCUUGGUGAGCCAACUGUCUGAGCAGCAGAAGAUAAGCGAGUCACCUCUCAGCCAGUUCGGAGGGGUGUAUUUACCUCCUGCACUGCACCCUUUAAACAAGACAUUAGUCAAGGGUGGCAAAUGGAAGGAUAUGGAUAUCACCCAGGAAAAGCGCAGGUCCUUCCUGCAUGACUUCUGUAAGAAAUACAACAGCAGAAAGAAGCUGCGAACCCAUCUCGUGCACCUGGUGUCAAGAAUUUAUGUGGAGGACAGGCACAAGGUCCUGUACUGCGAAGUGCCGAAAGCAGGCUGCUCCAAUUGGAAAAGGGUCCUCAUGGUGCUCAAUGGACUUGCUGCUUCAGCACACAACAUUUCCCAUGACGAUGUGCACUAUGGAAAGCAUCUAAGGAAACUGGACAGUUAUGACCUAAAAGGGAUAUACACACGCUUGAACACAUACACCAAGACUAUAUUUGUACGUGAUCCUAUAGAAAGACUGGUGUCUGCCUUCAGGGAUAAGUUUGAACAUCCAAACAGUUAUUACCAUCCAGUAUUUGGGAAGGCAAUAAUUAAGAAGUAUAGACAUAAUGCAAAUGAAGAGGCAUUGAAAACAGGAUCAGGAGUUAAAUUCAAGGAGUUUGUCCAAUAUUUGUUAGAUUCCCAUCGCCCAGUAGGAAUGGACAUUCAUUGGGAGCAAGUCAGUAAGCUCUGCUACCCCUGCCUCAUCAACUAUGAUUUUAUAGGAAAGUUUGAAACCCUGGAAGAAGACGCCAAUUACUUUUUGCAGCUGGUGGGUGCUCCAGCUGAGCUGAAGUUUCCUAAAUUCAAAGACAGACAUUCCUCUGAUGAGAGAACAAGUGCAGAAGUAGUGAGGCAGUACUUAAAGGAAUUGUCUAAGGAGGAGAGACAGCUGACCUAUGACUUCUAUUACUUGGAUUACUUAAUGUUCAAUUAUACAUCACCAAUUGUAUAGUACCAGAAUAGCUUCAGGCUUCUAUUAGAUAUUUAUCAUUUUGGGAUUCAGAACAACUACUUCCAUAUUAGCCCUGAAAGGAAACAAAGUUACUGCUAAGUGGAGAUGUCUUGACUUAGUGGGAAUUUUAUAAGCUUGAGUGACAUCAAUUGACACCAAAUUAUAGGAGAAAGCACAAAAAAAAAGACCUGUAAACAGCAUAAAUUGCACUAAAAUGUCUGAAAAAGCUGCUUUUACCAUUAUGGAUUAUACUGUGGAAGCGGUAGUGCAGGCAGCUGUUGCAUUAGCUUACCUAAUGUUCUUUUAAUAGUUUAAGAAAAAAGCAUUCAGAGUAGCAUGAUUCUUUUUUGGUGUGUCUGCUUCAGAAAUUCAUUUUGAAACUAUUUUUGAAUGUAUUUUUUACUUUCUGUCACUUAUUAAUAAAGAAGCAUUCGCUAAUUUUCUAAAA